Messenger RNA from Exaiptasia diaphana, 1460 nucleotides. RefSeq lists its product as uncharacterized. The coding region runs from base 123 to 1292 and encodes 389 amino acids. Lineage: Eukaryota; Metazoa; Cnidaria; Anthozoa; Actiniaria; Aiptasiidae. The record is from RefSeq and is a predicted model, not a curated record. Gene Ontology annotation, biological process: carbohydrate metabolic process. Gene Ontology annotation, molecular function: hydrolase activity, acting on carbon-nitrogen (but not peptide) bonds. The transcript has 4 exons.
UCAUGACGAUAUCAUCACUGAUAACCUUUCACACCAGCAUUAUAUAGAGAGAUCUCGCUCCAACGAACAGCAGUCAUAUCCACAAACAACCUUCAAAGCAGCGUUGAAUUCGGUCAAGUAAAAUGCACACUCGAAUCGCUCUUCUGUUGGUUGUCGUACUGUUGAGCAGUUCUGUUGCGAAAUCAGUUCAUCGUCCGGCCAAGCAGUGUGACCCAAGCGUCUGCAAGCUUCCAAACUGCUUUUGCAGUGGGGAAGAGAUUCCUAACAAACUGGAGGCCAAGUCAAUCCCUCAAAUAGUAAUGUUGACCUUUGAUGAUGCUAUCAACGAACAGGUUUACUCAUUUUAUACUUCGUUGUUCAAUGGUGAGUUYAAGAACCCAAAUGGCUGCGAGAUAAAGUCAACRUUCUUCGUMUCUCAUGAGUGGACUGAUUACCAAAUGCUGCAGACAUUAUACCAUCAACGACAUGAGAUAGCAGAUCAUACCAUCUCUCAUCGUCUACCAAUCUCRUGGUGGAAGAACGCUACAGCACACCAGUGGAGUCAAGAGAUCAUGGGUCAGAGGGAGAUUCUGAGRAAAUUCGGAAAUGUUGCUGUGGAAGAUAUCAGGGGAUUUCGAGCWCCUUUUUUGCAAGGUGGGGGAGACAAMGAAUUCGGUGUUCUACAUGACAACAAGUUUCUUUACGAGUCAUCGAUGCCUGCGUACGAGGAGCAACACAGAAAUCCUCCAAUGUGGCCUUAUACUCUAGACUAUACCACAACAGAAGAGUGUACGAUUCCRCCAUGUCCAAAAGCCUCAUUUCCUGGACUUUGGGAAGUACCAUUGAUUGAUUACACUGGUCUCCAAGGAGCACUGUGCGCAAUGGUAGACGCGUGCAAACCAGAACCAACUACCCGUCAAGAAACAACACAAUUGAUUUACAGCAACUUUGAACGUCAUUAYAAUAGCAAUAGAGCUCCUUUCCCUAUGUUUAUGCACGCUGCUUGGUUUAACCCUGAAAGAUUGGAUGGUAUCAAAGAUUUCAUAAGGAAGGCUCUAUCACUCAACGACGUGUACUUUGUGACUAUCACACAAGCCAUUCGAUGGAUUCAGUCCCCAACGACCCUCGAUAAGAUCGAGGAMUUUAAGCCUUGGAAGUGCGACUCACCACCACCCCCUCCGGCAUGUACCAAAGCCGAGGAAAACGUCUGUCAUUACCCCGCACAGGGUUCUUUAUCCGAGCAYUGGCUUCAUAUGUGUACAAAACCAUGCCCCCCGCACUACCCGUGGGUGGGGAACCCUGAUGGUAACUAAUAGCAACCAAGUAUGGCUUAAGAAAUGGUCUUAAUGACCCAAUUAGUACAAAAUAGGUGCUUAAAUAUGUUAAUUGCUUCGUUUCCUAUUGUUUUACUGUUUUUCUAAAGUGCAAAGAAUAAAAUAUGAAUAAAAAUAUAAAUAGAAAAUAAAAUAUGAAAAAUAGCC